Molecule: messenger RNA, 360 nt
Organism: Clonostachys byssicola
Lineage: Eukaryota; Fungi; Ascomycota; Sordariomycetes; Hypocreales; Bionectriaceae
Source: the annotation of a GenBank genome assembly
AUGUACCUCGGAAUCAGGCCGGCACUCAAGGCGCGGCCUUCGUUGCUGGAUCUCAUCCGCGGGGGCGGCGACAGCGGUGGUCUCAGCGGGCUCAGCGGCGAAGGCAGCAGUAUUGCGGCAGGGUCAGCAGGCUCCAGCACCGCCACCGUAGCGACUCGGCCACCUGCAGCUGGAGGCCUGGACGCCAUACCAGCGGCAGCUACAUCAUCGCCUCCACCUCCACUUGCUGCGCCAAGACAGGUCCCCGGUAGCUUCGACUCUACCUUUGCCAACCUCUCCACCGACAUCACCGAUCCUCUCAACGCCGCCUCCCUAUCCUCCUUCACGGCCAGCCUCGCCGUCUUCCUCAGAGAGCGCUGA